Vigna unguiculata (cowpea) is the source of this 582-nucleotide messenger RNA. Its product is annotated as protein FAR-RED IMPAIRED RESPONSE 1-like. NCBI's taxonomy places the organism in Eukaryota, Viridiplantae, Streptophyta, Magnoliopsida, Fabales, Fabaceae. The record is from RefSeq and is a predicted model, not a curated record.
AUGAUAGCGGUUAGAAAGCAAGAUAUGUCGAUGAUUAGUAUUGUGGUAGAUGAACAUAACCAUGACGUUAGUCCAACAAAAUCCAGGCUUAUUCGUGGGAAUAGAAAGCUGAAUAUGCAAGUCAAGAGAACCUUUGACCUAAAUGACCAAGUCGGUGUUCGCAUUAACAAGAGCUUUUGGUCCUUGGGGUGUGAUGCAGGGGGAUUUGAAAAUUUACAAUUUGUGGAACGAGACGCUAAAAACUACAUUGGUAAGCAAAGACGUGCAUUAGGGAAGGAAGGUGACGGACAAACUUUGUUAAACCACUUUUCAGCUAUGAGGGAAUUGAACAAAGAUUUCUUUUUUGAAAUUGAUAUGGAUUCAGAUAAUCAAAUAAGCAAUGUAUUUUGGGCUGAUGUUAGGAGUAGGGCUACCUUUAUAGAGUUUGAGGAUGUUGUAUCGUUUGAUACAACGUACUUAACCAAUAAGUGCGACAUGCCAUUUGCACCAUUUGUUGGGGUUAAUCACCAUGGUCAUUCAAUCUUACUAGGAUGUGGACUUCUAUCUGUAGAAGACAGUAGUACAUUUGUGUGGCUAUUUUGA